AUGAACGGCGACACCCCAGGCAGCGGCCCCGAGAUCGAUCUCUACGAGAUCCUCGGCGUUCCCAGAGAUGCCUCCCAGGCCGAUAUCCGCAAGGCAUACAGAAAAGCGGCUCUGGCCAGCCACCCCGACAAAGUGCCCCCCGAGCAACGAGAAGAGGCAGAAGCCCGAUUCAAAGCCGCCUCCCAGGCCUAUGAAAUCCUCUACGACGACGAGAAGAGACAUCUCUACGAUGCCCACGGCAUGGCCGCCUUCGAUGGGUCCCGCGCCGGCCCCGGCAUGGGCGGGGAGGUGAACAUGGAAGAUAUCCUCAACAUGUUCGGCAUGGGGGGUGGGAUCCCGGGGAUGGGCAUGCCGGGCAUGGGCAGCCGCAAGAUGCGACGGAGUCCCGAUGAGAAUCAGAAAUACGAAGUCACCCUGGAAGAUCUGUACAAAGGCAAGACGGUCAAGUUCUCCUCCACCAAGAACGUCAUCUGUUCAAAGUGUAAGGGCACGGGCGGUGUCGAGAAGGCCCAAGCGAAAGAAUGCUCCGCCUGCAAGGGGCAGGGUGUCAAACAGGUCCUGAGUCAGGUGGGGCCGGGCAUGUUGACCCAGCGCAUGGUGGAAUGCGGUGCCUGCGAGGGAACCGGCCAAGUGUUCAAUCCCAAGGACAAAUGCAAGAAGUGCAAGGGUAAGAGGGUCACGGAAGAGAAGAAGCAACUCGAGCUCUACAUCCCGCGUGGGGCUCGAGAAGGGGAUCAAAUCCGGCUCGAAGGGGAGGCAGAUCAGAUUCCCGGGGCAGAACAGACAGGAGAUAUCGUCUUCCACCUGGUCGAACAACCGCACGAAGUGUUUCAGCGCACGGGCAACGAUCUCAGCGCCAAACUCGACAUCACACUCGCCGAGGCCUUGACGGGCUUCCACCGCGUGGUGCUCAAACACCUCGACGGCCGCGGCAUCGAGCUCAACCACCCGCAAGAACCGGGUCAGAUCCUCCGCCCCGGCGAAGUGCUCAAGAUCCGUGGGGAAGGCAUGCCGCUCAAGAAGUCCGACGCCAAAGGCGACCUCUACCUCGUGGUCGAGAUCAGCUUCCCCGAGGACGGAUUCUUCCUGGAUAAGCCCGGGGCGCUGGAGCAGCUGCAGAAACUCCUCCCGGGACCCGAGCCGCCGAUUGAGGCCGAAGACGCCGACGAGGUCCAGUUCGAGGUGGCCGACAUUGAGGAAAUCGGGGGCCAGGAGGCGCAGGAGGCGUGGGAAGACGAGGACGGCGCACACGGCCCGCAGUGCCAGACCCAGUAG
Messenger RNA from Fonsecaea erecta, 1275 nucleotides. RefSeq lists its product as hypothetical. Gene Ontology annotation, molecular function: Hsp70 protein binding. Bases 1 to 1275 code for a protein of 424 amino acids. Gene Ontology annotation, cellular component: cytoplasm. Gene Ontology annotation, biological process: protein refolding. The transcript has a single exon. Lineage: Eukaryota; Fungi; Ascomycota; Eurotiomycetes; Chaetothyriales; Herpotrichiellaceae. The record is from RefSeq and is a predicted model, not a curated record.